This is a messenger RNA of Hermetia illucens (black soldier fly), 5243 nucleotides long. RefSeq names its product serine protease filzig (gene flz). The record is from RefSeq and is a predicted model, not a curated record. Gene Ontology annotation, biological process: proteolysis. Lineage: Eukaryota; Metazoa; Arthropoda; Insecta; Diptera; Stratiomyidae. The transcript has 9 exons. Gene Ontology annotation, molecular function: serine-type endopeptidase activity. Bases 683 to 4540 code for a protein of 1285 amino acids.
UGUUUGGUCGCAAACCAAACAUAACUGACGGUCUGUGCUGUGCACGAUAUACUACUGGAUACUUAGAGCGAGCAAAAAGUACUUCUGAUAAAGUGAAAGUUUAGUAUGCAAAAACGUUACUAUCUUUUGGCCGUGUUGUAUCUGUUUCGCCGUAUAUAGAACACGUUCUCGUUCACGAAGACUUUUUGGUUUUAUGAUUUUAUCCGUUGUGUUUUUCUCCUAUCUAUGCCAAAACGCACAUCUGAAACAAGUGUAAACGCUCUAAAUAAAAUGUAUUAAAAUUUACUGAUUCCGCUGAUCAGAAAUUUACCUGAGGCAUAAAUUCAUAUCCAUCUGAGUCAAACUUAAAUAAAUUAUGAGAAAUUGUUAAUUAGUGACUAACUUUCUUGAUUUUACUGUUAGUUGGUUGGCAGUUAGUAGAGUGUAUAGAAGAAGGCGAUCUUCAACUGAAAGAAAGCGGUAAACGAAGAAGAAGCUGAACGCGAUAUAAGUUUCGUUUGGCGUGCAUAUAUUGAAGUAGUCGAUAGUAAUAUUGAGGUUAUAGUGAUCGAAGUACCAUUCAGUUUCAUACAUGAAUCGGAAUAUCAACUUGUGAUAAGCAACUGCAGUUACAAGGUUGGAGUGAUUGCUCCGAAUUGCACAGCAAUUCGAAAUCGACAACACUUGCUUCGCUGACGAAGAAAUGUUUGUCAAAUUGAAAACGAUGUCAUCGACGAUUAAAUGGUCUAACUGUUUACUAGCGAUCGGCGCAACAUUGUUGCUCGUUGCUGUAAGUUUGCCUGAAGCACGUGGAUUAAGCUCAGUGGACGGACGUGGUGCUAGAAAACUAUUCGGUGGCUAUAGAAUAACACCAAAGUACUGUCGACCUACGAAAGCAUUACCGCGAUCAAAUCCAAGAUUUGGUGGACCCACGAUAUGCAUGUUCAAUCAUGAAUGCGCUCAGAGAAAUGGCGAAGUUGUGGGAGCCUGUAUGGACGGUUUCCUAUUCGGCGCAUGUUGUCAAGUGCACGGGGAAGUCGGCACAAAUAUCGUGGCAGAAGAUGAAACACGUCGACCAGAACCAACUCCCGUAGCAACACACUUCCAAUCAUAUGGAGGGCAGCUCGAUCACAAUGAAGAUAGCUACCAGCAGGUCCCAGUCAAAGGCAGUCUAAGCAAUGGAUUUGGUGGCCCGAUGGGAGGAUAUUAUGGUUCGGAAAAUGAACUUGAAAACGAAGAAGCGAGCAAUGGAAAUGUGUUUGUAUCAAACACCAACACUAUCCUAGAAGAUCAUAAAACGAAUCAGUAUUAUGUACAAAAUGAACAGGUGGUUGUAUCAACCCCAUCAACAAUUCCUUAUGUUGAUAAGAGUCCGUCGUAUUUCCCUUCGUCUACCAUGGCUCCUACGACAUCUGACCAAGUGCAAUAUUUACCAAUGAAUGGAAGCUUUAGUCAAGAAGUGCCAACCUUAAUCACAGCCGCUCAUUUUGCACAGACCACUCCCGCACCAGUGCAGGCCUACGGUGAAAUUCAAGAAAUUACAAGUGACCUGAUUCAUAGCCCACUGUUAGGCAGUGAUGACUAUAAUAGUGAAUUUACACAUAGUGAUAUCACCCAUCCGUCAGCAGACACUGAUUUAAUGGAAGAUGAUUUGCAAUUCUCAACAGGGUAUGGUCCGUCAACUGUUUAUGUUCCAGCUCCUAGCACUGAAGCGUCAACUACAACUUCAACAACAGAGUCAUACAGAAAACCGAUAGGAUUUAAGAGGAAGCCAUCCUCAACAAAACCUCCAGAAGUAGUCCCAACGCCUGAUAACAAAUACGUUUUAGUGCAAACGAUCAACAAGGACAAGCCCGAGAAGAAACCUCAAUCUCCCAGUAUGACCACUAACGAUAUUGAAUCAAUUGAAAGUAUAAUCCUGAUGUUGAAUGACACGAAUCAUGGUCCAUCUUAUAAUUCAGAACCUUCAACACCUGAUCCAAUCAAAACUAGCUUCAGUUCAUCUUACGGAACACAAAAACCACCUAUGAGUACAAACGGCGCUAUGUAUGAUAAAUACGAACCAAGUCACUUUAUCACUAAAAAGCCAGGAACCAUAGGAAUGAGCACACAUAUCCCAAUGCAAGGUGAAUCAUCAGGUUAUGAAAGUAUGUCUAUGAGCACAGCAAAACCUGCAUCAAUGAUAUUCACUAGCACAAACCCAUUCGCAGUAUUAGCGCAAAGUACACGCCCUCCGAAACCAGAAUCUUCAUCGGCUUACCAAGGUUUGGUAACAGCGUCAACUACCCAAACGAUAGCAGCAUCUUCGGCAAGCACCGGCUCUAGUACAAGCACACGAAAACCAACAACCUGGCCAUUAAAAACUACUAAACCCCCAGUAACAAGUUACGUAACAGGCCCAACUACUCCAAGACCACGGCCAUCGCAAUCAACUUAUCAAAGUACAACAUCAACUGUUCAUUAUGCUGAGAAGUUUGAUAGUACACCGUCUUCAGGAAAUCUGGUUCAUGUUUCAACGUUCGGGCCCUCAGUGAAUUAUGAAAGUGUGACUCAGAAAAUCCCGCAAAAGCCAAUUUUCGUAAAGAUCCCUGGAACUCAGAAACCAUCACCAACUGUUAUCAUCACUCCUAAACCUACAGUAACUGUUAGUACCCAAACUUAUACUCACCAACCGUCAACUAUUCAAAGCACUACUCCCAUGAGCACAGUAAAGUUGCCAAGUACAUCUUACAUCUUCAGUCCAGUCGUGACAACACGGCCAGGACUUGCUAGUAGCACAACAGAUUAUGUCAACCUUCCAGCGCCUGUAAUUUCUAAUGAUUUUGAUGAUCCUGGCUACUAUGGUCAAACAGCAACCACCAAGCCAAGCUAUGAGUUUGUGACGCAGUCUGUAUAUACCAUCCAACCUGGAGCAGGAACCAUCUUCCUUGGACCAACGCCUUCAUAUAAACCAUUAAAUGUACCAACUGCCUCCGUUUAUAACACAAAUGUCGAAUCAGAGAUCUACACCUCCCCUAAUGACUUUGUUAACUUCCCACCAGUGCGAAAUCCAAAUCUAAAUAUGUCAGCGACGCAAAGCUCUGUAACCAGCGACUUAUAUCUUUCUACACCAGCUUUUGUUGAAGAUGCAGUCCUUAAGGACAAAAUGAAUCUUUUGGUGAACAAGAUUGUGGCUUCACUACAAGACAAUUUUGAUAAUUUGGCUGAUUUGGUUGAGGAUCGAAAUGCUACUGUUUUUGCAGCAGAAACAAUUCCCACCGCACCAGUAAGACUAGCGACUACUAGGAGGCCUGCUACAACCACAAAGCGAACACCAGUGAAAGGUAUUAGUGGCGUUACGUCUAAACCACCUUCAAAAACAACGAAGAAGCCCGCCGCAGGGAAACCGAGUUCGGCAGGGAGGCCUACUACCGGGAGGCCUAGCUCAGGGAAACCAAGUUCAGGGAAGCCAAGCUCAGGCAAACCUAGUUCAAGUAAACCUAGUGCCGUUAAGCCAAGUGCAGGGAGGCCUAGUACGACGAAGAAAACCGUCACGACUACCAAACGUACACCAGUUACCCGCAGGCCAACAACGGUUGUAACAACAAAGAAACCAAUCGCGCAGACAAUAUCCACGCUGUCUGCAAGCGCCCGCCCAACAAAGAAACCCACAACCCAACCCCUAAACGAUGCUGUCGAAGAGGAAGAGGAAACCGAUGAAACCGAGGAAGAAGACAACGAGGUCGACGAAGACGUCAUCGAGGAGACUAAUGCUGCGGAUCAGGUCAGCCAAGGUGGAAGAAGACUACAAUGUGGCGUCCGACCGCACGUUAAAUCAGGACGAAUCGUUGGCGGCAAAGGUUCCACCUUCGGCGAAUGGCCUUGGCAAGUUCUUGUCCGGGAAUCGACGUGGCUGGGACUUUUCACGAAGAACAAAUGCGGCGGAGUACUCAUCACGAACAAAUUCGUUAUAACAGCUGCACAUUGUCAGCCUGGUUUCUUAGCAUCAUUAGUGGCUGUCUUCGGUGAAUUUGAUAUUUCAGGCGACCUCGAGGAGAAGCGUUCGGUGACGAAGAAUGUGAAGCGAGUUAUUGUGCACAGGCAGUAUGACGCAGCAACUUUCGAGAAUGACUUAGCCCUGCUGGAACUGGAGAGCCCGAUCCACUAUGAUACUCACAUUGUGCCAAUUUGCAUGCCUUCAGAUACAGCAGAUUUCACAGGAAGGAUGGCAACAGUCACAGGAUGGGGACGUCUUAAAUAUGGAGGUGGCGUACCAACAAUUUUACAGGAAGUACAGGUCCCAAUUAUAGAGAACAGCGUUUGUCAGGAAAUGUUCCAUACUGCAGGACAUAAAAAGAAGAUUUUACCAUCGUUUUUGUGUGCCGGUUAUGCGAAUGGCAUGAAAGAUUCAUGUGAGGGUGACAGUGGUGGACCACUUGUAAUGCAACGCUCCGAUGGACGUUGGGAAUUGGCUGGAACAGUCUCACACGGCAUUCAGUGUGCAGCACCAUAUCUACCUGGCGUCUAUAUGCGUACAACAUACUAUAAGCCAUGGUUGAGAAGCAUCACAGGUGUCAAAUAAGUAGCAGUCAGAAUCAGCAACGACUACUAGCUAUUAUUAGUCUUAUUCAUAAAAAAGAUUUUAUUGACGGAAAACGUGUGCUCUCUCUUGUCAACGAUGUCCGUUUCAAAAACAUAUAAAUAUAUCGAUAGAACAAUUAAAGGUUCAAUAUCGCCAUACGUUCCGCAUUACAGGCGAAAUAUUGAGCAAAUCGAAUAGCUGAUAAGUACAAUAUCUUUAAAAAAUAUUAGUUUAAUUUGAAUGUGAAAUACUGAAUGUCCCUAAGGUGAGUGAUUCUUACGAGGUUUUACGAAAAAAUGUUUAUGAAAUAAUCCCGUGAAAAAUCGGUUGAAUGUUGUGCUUUAGAUUAUGAUCGAUAAGGUUAUUAUUUAUUUUAUUUAUUUAUUUAAAAUUAUUUAUGUUCUUUUUAUUUAUAUUCAAUUUAUGUGCCUUAGGGUUUAAAGCUUUGUUCUGAAAUACUCUUAAGCCAAAUUUGUUGUUACAUGGGUCCUUCCGUUCACCUUGUUUACUCUUUAUAGUCAAAUCAUUCUUUUGUACAAAUCUUUUAUCAUUGAUUCGUUUGUCAUCGCAUAAAUGAUUUUCAAGGCUUUUUUCCAGCAUUUGAACUAUGUAAAUUACUUUCGAUGAAAUUUAAAUUAUUUUAUUAUAUUUAUAAUAUUUAUUUCAAGAAAUUGUUGUUUAUUACGUAUAAAUAGAAUGAAGA